Messenger RNA from Prorocentrum cordatum, 1289 nucleotides. The record is from the annotation of a GenBank genome assembly. NCBI's taxonomy places the organism in Eukaryota, Dinophyceae, Prorocentrales, Prorocentraceae.
CGAAAGGGGUCCGGCUGUUUUGAGAUGAAACCAGUGCCCAGCGAACCUAGGACUUUUUAACCAUAGCACUUUCGCGGGUGCCGCAGCAGUUUUGGUUUGGACUGCAUUGGUUGUGGCUCGGGCAGGGCCUGCAGGAUGGUAUCUAUUCCAUUAUGGGCGGCUACAAUCUGCUUUGCGUGCUACUCGAUGGAGACGUUAUCUUGUUUCAAUGGCGUGCCUCCGCAAUUGUGCAAUCCCGUGCCUACUCGCUACUUUGGCCGCCUGGUCUUCUUGACCGUUCAGACUAACAUAUUGAAUACUAUGUAUUUUGCUUGUUGCAUUAUUACUGCCGUCCUUGAUAUCCCUCACCUUGAGAAGGUCGUGGUCGAGGCUUUCCCCCUAUCCUUUGGCUUGGGCGUCUUCCUCACAAUUGGGUAUUACGCGUUGGAUCACUUCAAUCCUAUAGCGGUGCAGACGAGGAAGAAGUGGUCUGAGGAGGGGUACCCGCAUAUUGUGUGGAGAUGCCACACUGACCACAUUUUCGCUUUGCCAUCUUCGAUUUUGGCCGCACUCGUAUUCACGACACCGCAGGGCGCGACUGCAUCCAACUGGAAAGCAAUCACAUUGUCGUAUGGACUCCUCUACACGGUGUUGUUGCACAUCAAUGCGCUUCUUACUGGGGCAUGGCCAUAUGCGAUCAUCGAAGAUAUUAUGAAGAAGUCGGGGAGUUUGGGGCGCACGAUGUUCCUCGCAGUGAUAAUCUCGUUGAUACUUAUGUUUGCAACGCUCGGCCAUUGGAUCGCAGGCUGAAGUAUCUGAUCGGUGCGACAAAAAUCGCAGUGCAGAUGCGGGGAGUGCUUCCAGCUUGAGGGCGGUCAGGGGGUCUGCGCUGGAUGGGCCAUGAGAAAAUCGGUCGAGAAGGAGGGGUGAGGCUAAAUCAAAUCAAAAUCGGUCCCCUGACUCUUCCCUCAGGGGGUCUGCGCUGGAUGGGCCAUGAGAAAAUCGGUCGAGAGGGAGGGAUGAGGCUAAAUCGAAUCAAAAUCGGUCCCCGGACUCCUCCUGGGGUCAAAACCGACCAGUUUUUCAAGCCGCGUCCAGCCGUGGCGACGAGAGGGCUCCGUGUUCCCUCUUCCUUGCCGUCUGGAGCCACUGCUGGGCCACCUCGGCCCCCCAGCCGGCACUAAGCGGAGAGGGGCGUUCUCCAGCAUUGUCCCCCGCUCGGUGCCGGUACGCGUGGCAUUGCUGGUUGCGCGUGCGCGCACGGGUAGGAGAGGCUCUGCGCACAGUGCCGUUGUGUUCGAAAAUCGCUC